Messenger RNA from Talaromyces proteolyticus, 2227 nucleotides. RefSeq names its product putative RNA helicase. The coding region runs from base 218 to 1888 and encodes 556 amino acids. Gene Ontology annotation, biological process: rRNA processing. The transcript is spliced from 6 exons. Gene Ontology annotation, cellular component: nucleus; cytoplasm; ribonucleoprotein complex. The record is from RefSeq and is a predicted model, not a curated record. Gene Ontology annotation, molecular function: RNA binding; ATP binding; RNA helicase activity. NCBI's taxonomy places the organism in Eukaryota, Fungi, Ascomycota, Eurotiomycetes, Eurotiales, Trichocomaceae.
GUGACUUUUUUCUCGCUGCGUCCUCAUUUUUAUCCUUCUUCAACCCUCCUUCCCUUCACCACAUUUUCGUCUAUUUUCUUUACAAUUUCAUUUCUUCGCAGAAGUAACUUCCGACUAAUCAACGUCGUUGGUUCCUACAGCGUCUCAUUUCGCUUGCUCGAGUUAAUCCGCUCUCUCAAUUUAACUCUUGAAAUUAUCUGCACCGCAUAACUGCAUAAUGGCGUAUCACGGCGGCGGUGGCGGCGGCGGUUACGGCUCUCGCGACUCUUACGGGGGUGGUUAUAGAGGAAGAGGAGGCGGCGGUGGUGGUUACUCCAACGGACAUGGAGGCGGCUACAGUAACGGCAACGGCAACAGCAACGGCUAUGGUGGUGGUGGUGGUGGUGGAGGUUAUGGUGGCGGUGGUGACCGCAUGUCUGCCCUCGGUGCUAACCUCAAGACUCAAGACUGGGAUCUCUCUACUCUCCCCAAAUUCGAAAAGUCUUUCUACAAAGAACACGAAGAUGUGGCGAGUCGUUCUCCAAAGGAAGUCGAAGCCUUCCGCAAAGAUCAUCAGAUGGCAGUUACCGGCAGAAAUGUGCCUCGCCCAGUUGAAACCUUCGACGAGGCUGGUUUCCCGAACUACGUGCUGUCCGAGGUCAAGGCACAAGGAUUCGAAAAGCCUACCGCUAUUCAGUCUCAGGGCUGGCCCAUGGCUCUUUCGGGUCGUGAUGUUGUUGGUAUUGCCGAGACUGGUUCUGGAAAGACUCUGACAUAUUGUCUUCCUGCUAUUGUCCACAUCAAUGCCCAGCCACUCCUCUCACCGGGUGAUGGCCCUAUUGUCCUCAUCCUUGCCCCCACUCGUGAGUUAGCUGUGCAAAUUCAGACUGAGAUCAGCAAGUUUGGUCGUUCUUCCCGUAUCCGAAACACCUGUGUUUAUGGAGGUGUUCCAAAGGGCCCUCAGAUCCGUGAUCUUAGCCGUGGUGUCGAGGUCUGCAUUGCCACUCCCGGUCGUCUGAUUGACAUGUUGGAGGCUGGCAAGACCAACCUCCGUCGAGUUACCUACCUUGUACUUGACGAAGCCGAUCGCAUGCUUGAUAUGGGUUUCGAGCCUCAAAUUCGCAAGAUCAUUGGCCAGAUUCGCCCUGACCGACAAACUUGCAUGUGGUCCGCUACCUGGCCCAAGGAAGUUCGUCAACUUGCCAGUGAUUUCCUGAACGAUUUCAUUCAAGUCAACAUCGGAUCCAUGGACCUUUCCGCCAAUCACAGAAUCACACAAAUUGUCGAGGUGGUAUCCGAUUUCGAAAAGCGCGACAAGAUGAUCAAGCAUCUCGAGAAGAUCAUGGACGACCGCAAUAACAAAUGCCUUAUCUUCACCGGCACCAAGCGUGUUGCUGAUGAUAUUACUCGUUUCCUUCGCCAGGAUGGAUGGCCAGCAUUGUCGAUUCACGGUGACAAACAACAAAACGAACGCGACUGGGUCUUGCAAGAAUUCAAAAACGGCAAGAGCCCAAUUAUGGUUGCUACUGAUGUAGCCUCCCGUGGUAUUGACGUUCGCGAUAUCACUCAUGUGUUGAACUAUGAUUACCCAAACAAUUCGGAGGACUAUGUUCACCGUAUUGGUCGUACCGGUCGUGCCGGUGCUAAGGGAACAGCCAUUACGUUCUUCACCACUGACAAUUCAAAGCAGGCACGUGAUCUUGUCACAAUCCUCAGCGAGGCUAAACAGCAAAUUGAUCCUCGUCUCCACGAAAUGUGCCGCUAUGGCGGUGGUGGCGGUGGUGGUCGCGGCUGGGGAGGUGGUCGUGGCCGUGGUUAUGGCCAUCACCGCGGCGGCGGUGGUGGUGGUGGUGGUGGUGGUUACACUGCUUCCAAUUCGGCUCCCCUUGGUAACAACCGGCGAUGGUAAAUUAACUUGCUGGCGAUGUUGAUCACUAGGUUUCAUCUACGUGAGAUCUGCGUCCAUCCAGGCACUCUUUUUUACAGUUACAGGUGGCGUUUACCGGGUUUAUUAUAGAUUGCUUUCCAUUCACGUACAUUAUCGAACCGUCUCGGAACGUUAGGUCUGGGAUGAUCAGUUGAGACUAGAUCGUGCAGUUUCUUAUGUUUUCAUUUUUUAUGCCAAUCAGCGGCGACUUAUCUACCGCGAAACAGCUGUUUCGUUUGGAUAGCCAAGAGAGAUCGUACUGAUAUCAAAAUAGUAUAGCGAGGUUGUAAGUACCUAAUACAAGUUGGACGUUCAUGUUAA